Messenger RNA from Pelodiscus sinensis (Chinese soft-shelled turtle), 1416 nucleotides. NCBI's taxonomy places the organism in Eukaryota, Metazoa, Chordata, Testudines, Trionychidae. The record is from RefSeq and is a predicted model, not a curated record.
UUUGCCCUUUUGAAGCUUAACCUUGGAGAUGAUGUGAAAAUUGUAAUCGAUUGGAGCAAGCUUCAAAGUACUUCAACACUCCAGCCUACAUUGCUUUUUAGUGCACUUCAGCAACAUAUUUUAUAUUUGCAGCCUCUUUUAGAAAAACUCCAAUUAUUGAUUACAAGGGAAAAUAUAGUCCCAGUUGAAGAUGCAGAUAAAACAGAAGGCAAGAAGUUGGAUACAAAUACAAAGUUACCUGAUAGUACCUCACAAAUAGAAGAAAAAUAUACAAGUUAUGAUUCAGGAGAUCUGAAAGAGGUUCAUAUUAAUUUUGACCCAGAAGUGGUCCAGAUAAAAGCUGGAAAAGCAGAAAUUGACAGGAGGAUAUCAGCCUUCAUUGAGAGGAAACAAGCUGAGAUCAAUGAAAAUAAUGUCAGGGAAUUUUGCAAUGUUAUUGAUUGUAAUCAAGAGAACAGCUGUGCCAGAACAGAUGCAGUUUUCACACCUUAUCCUGGAUUUAAAAGUCAUGUAAAGGUUUCUAGAGUUGUAAAUACGUAUGGUCCUCAGACCAAAUCUGAAGGAACACAUGGAUCCACUCAUAAAGCAAAUAUUCUCCUUCGUGAUUGUGGGAACCAAGCAGUAGAGGAAAGACUGCAAAACAUUGAAGCUCAUUUACGGUUACAAACAGGUGGUCCAGUACCUCGGGACAUUUAUCAGAGAAUUAAAAAGCUUGAAGAUAAAAUUCUUGAGUUGGAAGGAUUGUCCCCUGAGUAUUUUCAAUCUGUGUUCAGCAGAUAUCUGCAUCCAUGGAAAGAGAUUUGUAUCCGUUCAGGGUUCCAUGGAAUUAUUCUGGCAAAAGGAGGAAGGUCCAACCACCCCAUAAAUAUUCAUUGGCUGAACUUGAUGAGAAGAUCAAUGCUCUUAAACAAGUAUUAUUGAGAAAAACAAAUGAAGCAAAGUCCAAGGAGUUUGAUGAGCUUCUUUGAUGAAAUCUUCAAAUGUCCUUAUUGUCUUAACUCUUACAGACUUGAGUACUCUUCACCUGAGAUUACUUUGGUAAUGAAAAUGAAGCAUACACAAACUCAUUUCAAUGUUUUUAGAAACUUGCUUUUUAACUUCGUAACAAGGGUCAGCCCAAAAUGUACAUUAAGUUCCCUAGACUCUGUUUCUUUAAAAUGAUGAAUGCAUUGGAAGUAGCAUUCUAAAAGUCUAUUCCCUUCUGUUGUAAAGGAGGAUGUACGUUAUUAUUCAGCUGUGAAAACUGCUAAUUUAAAUGUGCAAAAUCUAUAUUUCAUCUGUGUGUUUCUGGAACAGGAAAAAAAUCUUUUGAAUAAUGAUAUUCAAAAGGUCUACCUUAACUAAAAUGUCAGUGUUCAUGUAAGUAACAUAAUUUGAUGAAAUAAAACAAAAUACCUACUUAUGUUUGAGUGAAUU